UUGACGUCUCCCCUCUUCCUCUUCUUUUCUCUUCUCUCCUUGCCGGCGCGCCUUUCGUCAUUCUUUUGAUCAUCACGUCGCUCUUUACUUAAUGAAAUAAUGCGCUCCCAACUCUUGUCAUUCUCUUGCGCGUUGUUAGGUGGUUUCUGGGUUUGGAGGGUUGACGCUUCAUGUUUUUAUCCUGAUGGAACGUUUCCGGACGACUAUGUGUAUACGGCUUGUUCGGGAGACGAAUUCACAUCUUGUUGUAUCUUGACCGAGGGAGAUCAAUGUCUUUCAAAUGGCCUCUGCUACUCCCAGGCCGCAGGGUACAUGUUCCGAGGAGCAUGCACCGACAAGACAUGGAACAGCGAAAACUGCUUUCAGCACUGCAAAGGCACACUAGACGACUACUCCUCCAGUUCCUGGGACCAACUCGUUCAUUGUGGCGAAGACCGCUACUGCUGCUACUCUGAUGGGAGUACGUGCUGCAACGACGACACCAAGGUCUUCACCGUCGAAUCUGCAUCCGUCAUCAAGGACCUUUCCAGCACGACUUCAUACUCGCUUCCCAUUGAGCAGCCGACGGCGACGGCAGGAUCAGGUUCGAAGACAAGGUCCACAAAAACAGGGACAACAGCGACAACAGCUACAUCCACCGCAGAAGCCGAAGCCAGCACCGAAAAGCCCGCGUCCGGCUCAAGCGGCACCUCCAAAACCGUCAUCAUAGCCUGCGCCGCAGCAGGCGUCGCCGUCCUCAUUAUCGCCAUUGCGCUCGUCUGGUUCUUCGUCCGCCGCCGCUACCGCAAGAAACUCGCCGCAGGGUCAAACCCACAGUCAUACCCCAUGUCCGGCGACGGCUUCCAGAAGCUGCCGGAUAAGUCGCCCAGACCGGUCGAAGUUCCCGCUCCGCUACACUCGCCCAUGCCGCCGCCGGCGUAUCAGCCUCCUCAGCACGGAGCGGUGGAGAUUGAUAGCUCUUAUCGUCAUCCUGGGGUUAACCAGUGGGGGCAGCCGGUGUAUGAGGCGCCCGUCAAGGUGUAUAGGUAAAGGUUGGACAGGUACCGGCGAUAUUCGGCGAAGCCAGAGCUCAAGCUGGAAUAGAACGGAUCAAGAGAAGAACUAUUACAUGGGCUAAGGCACCAAAUGUGUAGUACUCGGGAAAUGAGAACUGGAAAGUGAGGCGACCGCGCGCUGCUGGGACCUGGUCCACCGCAUAGAUCAAAGGAGUGACUGGAUUAGAGGACGCUGAGAGGCUCAUCCAAUGACCCUACUUUGGGCAUAGUUUAUUAUUGCUAUCGGAGCUGCAGACUAGCUGAUGCUUGUCAUCGAUCCCGAAGCAUCCGAAAUUUGACCGCGUGGCUGCCCAGGCUGUUCGACACGGC
This is a messenger RNA of Trematosphaeria pertusa, 1364 nucleotides long. RefSeq lists its product as uncharacterized. Bases 100 to 1029 code for a protein of 309 amino acids. The transcript is spliced from 5 exons. NCBI's taxonomy places the organism in Eukaryota, Fungi, Ascomycota, Dothideomycetes, Pleosporales, Trematosphaeriaceae. The record is from RefSeq and is a predicted model, not a curated record.